This is a messenger RNA of Daldinia childiae, 1878 nucleotides long. RefSeq names its product Alkaline phosphatase D. The record is from RefSeq and is a predicted model, not a curated record. Bases 1 to 1878 code for a protein of 625 amino acids. The transcript is spliced from 7 exons. Lineage: Eukaryota; Fungi; Ascomycota; Sordariomycetes; Xylariales; Hypoxylaceae.
AUGGUUUAUAGUAUUCGUUAUCUCUUCCUCGUUGGUGUCGCUUCGGCCGCCUUCACCGGCAAUCUAAACUACUUUUCCCCCUCGAGGCAUCAUGCAUCACUAGGCGUAUCGAUCAGUAAAGUAGCUAAACGGACCGCGGCGAACUCACAUUGGGAUCCGAGCCAGCUGAAAUUUACUCACGGUAUUGCUUCUGGCGACCCAUACGACGAUAGCGUCAUUCUCUGGACUAGGGUCGCCCCAUCUAGCGAUAAUGACAAGAGCAAUGUAACUGUAUCGGGCUACGUCUCUCUUUACGAUCACUCGACCGAACAAUUCGUGGCAAAGAGCAACACGCGGGUCUGUGUAGAUUGGAAAAUAAGUAGUUCUUCAUCAUUGGAAGACAUCGUAGAUUCUGGGAGGGCAUAUACUAGUUCCGAUAUCGACUAUACAGUCAAGGUUGAAGCAAAGAAAUUGAAACCUUUCACAACUUAUUUCUACCAAUUCAACGUGUGUAACUCGGAGAAUGCCUCUCCUGUUGGUCGCACCAAGACAAUCCCUUCUGCGAAUGAUGAAGUACUAGAGCCAGUGAGACUUGCAGUGUACUCCUGUAGCAACUAUCCAUUUGGUUUCUUUAACGCAUAUGGCAAUACGGUCAGAAAAGAUUCUGUCGACUAUGUGGUCCACCUAGGCGACUAUAUAUACGAAUACGCAAAUGGCGACUAUGGCUGGGGCGAUGCCUACGAUCGAAUCCCGCUUCCUAAUAAGGAGAUAUUCACUCUUUAUGAUUACCGAAAACGUAUCGCCACCUACAGAACUGAUCUUGACCUACUUGAAAACCAUCAGAACUUCCCUUGGAUACCUGUCUGGGACGACCAUGAGGUAGCUGAUAACAGUUGGAAAAGCGGUUCUGCCCAUUUGAACAAUACUGAGGAAUCGUUCAUAAUGGACGGUGGCGUAUCAGUUGAUCAACGAAAGAUGAACGCUGUUCGUGCCUAUUUCGAGUGGAUGCCUAUUCGACAAGUUGACAUGGAUGAUAAUUUACGAAUCUGGCGUAAUUUUAAGUUCGGAAACUUAUUCGACCUUGUCAUGCUUGAUACUCGACAGUACGAUCGGACUAUUACUGAUUUAUAUUGGAAUACCGAAUAUCUCGGCGACAUACAUAAUGAUGCUAGCCGAACACUAAUGGGUCCUCGACAAGAAGUAUGGUUUUAUCGUACUCUACGUGAAAGUUCCACUCGAGGUGCUACGUGGCGUAUCAUUGGCAACCAGAUCAUUUUCAGUCGAAUGAAUGAAAGCUUGGCUACUAGUGAGAACUUGCCGUUCAAUUAUGACCAAUGGGAUGGGUAUCAAGCAAACCGCAAUCGGACGUUCCAAACUAUAUAUGAGAAUAACAUAGGAAACAAUGUGUUCCUAGCCGGAGAUUCGCAUGCGUCCUGGGUUUCUGAUCUCGUUUGGCUCGAUGAACACCCGUACGACCCAGUUACCGGAUCUGGAUCUAUGGGGGUCGAGUUUGCUGGUUCAGCUAUCAGUUCUCCGUCCCCGAUAGGACAGAACAUAACAUUAGAUACCGCUAUUGCUCUUUCGGAGUGGCUCACAACCGCAAACGAAGAGCUACAAUGGCAGGAUCUAUACUACCGUGGGUACUACGAGCUGUCUAUCAGUCACGAGAAAGUAGAUGCCGCCUUCUUCGGCGUCCCAACGACUACUCUCCGUAACGGAUAUGAGAUUCCUCUGGCAAAUUUUACAGUUCUCGCCGGUGAGAACCGGCUACAUCGAACCAACGGAUCUCCUGCUGUUGGGAAUGUAGAAACUGGUAGCUUGAAGGGUGGCACGGUCAAGAGAUCAAACUUGACAUACGACACAGAAACCGGCAAAUGGUUCAGAUACACAAGUCCCUAA